CGUCCGAGCUACUGGACUGACCCUAACAAAGAUGGCGGGGGAGGCCUCAGUGAGGGCAGACUGAUUUUUAACACCCGAACCCGCGGCGGACCGCGGAGACAGUGGUAGCGGCGCGGCCCCGACCAUGGAGGAGGGCAGCAGCGCUGGCAGCGGUGGCAGCGGUGGCAGCGACAGCAGUACCAGCGGCAGUGGCGGCGCGCAGCAAAGGGAGCUGGAGCGCAUGGCUGAGGUCCUGGUCACCGGGGAGCAGUUACGGCUCCGACUGCAUGAAGAAAAGGUUAUUAAGGAUAGGCGACAUCAUCUCAAAACCUACCCAAACUGUUUUGUCGCAAAAGAACUGAUUGACUGGCUGAUUGAACACAAAGAGGCUUCUGACAGAGAGACGGCAAUUAAACUCAUGCAGAAAUUAGCAGACCGGGGCAUUAUCCAUCACGUGUGUGACGAGCAUAAGGAAUUCAAGGAUGUCAAACUCUUCUACCGCUUUAGAAAGGACGACGGCACCUUCCCACUGGACAACGAAGUGAAGGCCUUCAUGAGAGGACAGAGGCUGUAUGAGAAGCUAAUGAGCCCUGAAAACACACUCCUGCAGCCCAGGGAAGAGGAAGGGGUGAAGUAUGAGCGCACCUUCAUGGCGUCUGAAUUCCUGGAUUGGCUGGUUCAGGAGGGUGAGGCCACCACGAGGAAAGAGGCAGAACAGCUUUGCCACCGGCUCAUGGAGCACGGCAUCAUACAGCAUGUGUCCAACAAGCACCCGUUUGUGGACAGCAAUCUCCUCUACCAGUUCAGAAUGAACUUCCGGCGGAGGCGAAGACUGAUGGAGCUGCUCAAUGAGAAAUCCCCCUCCUCCCAGGAAACUCAUGACAGCCCCUUCUGCCUGAGGAAACAGAGCCAUGACAAUCGGAAAUCCACCAGUUUUAUGUCAGUCAGCCCCAGCAAGGAGAUCAAGAUCGUGUCGGCCGUGCGGAGGAGCAGCAUGAGCAGCUGCGGGAGCAGCGGCUACUUCAGCAGCAGCCCCACCCUCAGCAGCAGCCCCCCUGUGCUCUGCAACCCCAAAUCUGUGUUAAAAAGACCGGUCACUUCUGAGGAACUCCUGACUCCUGGGGCUCCAUAUGCGAGGAAGACGUUCACGAUUGUCGGUGACGCCGUUGGCUGGGGCUUUGUGGUGCGAGGAAGCAAGCCCUGCCACAUCCAGGCCGUGGACCCCAGCGGCCCCGCGGCUGCUGCGGGGAUGAAGGUCUGUCAGUUUGUCGUCUCUGUCAAUGGGCUGAACGUGCUGCAUGUCGACUACCGGACCGUGAGCAACCUGAUUCUGACGGGCCCACGGACGAUUGUCAUGGAGGUCAUGGAGGAGUUAGAGUGCUGAGCGACUGGCCCUCCCCGCCCUUCCCGUGGCCUGUGGAGGAUCAGAGGCAGAGCACAGAGCCAUGCAAUGACAAGACUUCAUAUAGAUGGAUGGCUUUGGACGUACAAGUCUUUUCUCCGUAUAUACACAUCCUAAUUUGAGUUUCAUACACUGUUUCAGUUUCAAUGUAAAAGAAUCAGGUAAUACAUCUUUAAAAAAAAACAAACAGAAAAAUCCCAACUACUGUCAACGUAAAAAAAGGUUUGAGAAAUAAUUUUUUUUACAUAGGAGCAUUGCCUUACUUGAUUUCUGUUUGCAGUUCUCAUCCGUUGUUUUUUUAAUCUUAGUUCACAGAAAGUUGUUGAAAUGCUUCUCUAGCCAAAACAGCCAUGUGCUAAAUUCCCCUUCAUGGGAGUCAAUAAAGUAGUUUUUACAGACUUGAAGUUGUACUGUCACCAAAAUGAGCAUGGGACUGUUUAUUAAGGGAGCUAGAUUUCACCGAACUUCAAAUUAAAGCAACAUCCAAAGGAAGAGUGCUUAUUAAUUGCCAUUUUGAAGGUUCUAAAGCAUUCAGAUACUUGAAAGCCAUCAAAAGUGGACUUUCUCUUAAUUCCUGCCUUUAGUAUCAACUUGUUACUUAACAUGUGCUUUUUUUGUUGUUGUUCUUUUUUUUAAUUGAAGUACAGUCAGUUACAACGUGUCAAUCUCUGGUGUAUAGCACAACGUCCCAGUCAUGCAUAUACAUACAUGUAUUUGUUUUCAUAUUUACCAUGUGUUUUCAAUUAUGGCAUUGGUCAGAAAACAAAACCUUUAUGAUGGUAUGGGUGGGGUAGGUGGGGAGAUACUACUUAAAACUAUGUGCUCUGUUUUCUCUUUCUGAGGCUAAAUCAUUGUGUUCUGUCAAUCAGCAACAGCAGCUUCUAGAAAUAAUCCUGAAUGUGUUGAAUGUCAAAACAGACAAGUUUGUAUAUACACAUAUAAUUCAAAAUCAAGCCUCUGGCAAGAUUUCACUUUGAAGUUGUCCCUUUUUAAGUGAAGUAUUCCAGAGCUUGUCUCAUAUGUGAUAAAACUUGAAACUAAAUUGCCUUAUUGGCUUGAGUUUUUACUAGUUUUCUAGGGUAACAUAUUCUAAGGACAUGACAUGACAUGCUGCUUGUUCAUUGGGAUUAUUUUUUCACUAAAAGCACCAUCUUGUAUUUGUAACUUUUCAGCUCAUUUGUGUGUAUACUUUUUUUGGGGGGGGUCUGGAAAAAAAUGCAUAUAGGGGCUUGGUGUGUAGAGGAAAUUCCUCCCAGUGCCAAAUUAGGGAGUCAGAGAAUGCUCAAUUCCUUUUAUUUUCCUAUAACACAUUCUGAAUGGCAAGGUUACUUUCUUAUCAUGUAUUAAUAACAUAGGAACGUUGGACCUCCGCCAUUUUUUGGUGAUAGGUUAUCACAAUGUAAUGGCACUGGUGGAACAGACAUACUGUGCAAAAGAUAUUACAUGUGUAUGUUUCUGGUGAUCCAGCUUUUCUGAUCUGUAGCUUUCGUCAGAGAAUAGGAUUUUGAAGAAAUACAAAAUGGCUGAAAGGAAUACUGUCCGUCCACAUUGGAGAAAUAUUGUCGCCUCCGUGUGUCUGUGCUUUUAUACUGUGCGCCAGGCUCUGCGCUACAUACACACAUGUUCUCUUUUAAUCCUCCUCACAGCCCUGCAAAGUAGGUAUCAUCACCCUCAUCUUUCAGACGUGGAAACCAAGUCUGAGCAAGUUUUAAAAUGGUCUCUAAGUUCACGCAGUUGCAAGAACUACCAAGCGGCAGAGCGUGGAUUCAAACACGAGUGUAUUUAAUGCUACAGCCCUCGUUACUCCCUCUCCCACUGGCCUCUCCCCCGAACCUUUCCCCAUGGAGGGACCUUCCUCUGAGGGCUUAUUCUGUACCCAGGGCUGUGCUAAAGCUGUGCGUUGCCUGUCCUUACUGACCUGUGACGUCAGUGUUGUCAUUGUCUCCAUUUUACAGCUGAGGAAACGGACUCAUAAAGAGGUGGGUCACGUGCCCAAGGACACGCAGCUAGUAAAUCGGAGGCCUUACCAUUAGGCUUAAAACAAAUGCAUGACCUCUCUAAAAAAAUGCGUCCUAAAUGCCUUCUGUCUCCAGGUGUUCAUUAAUGGACAGAAGACGAGGGGAAGCCUUUCAGGAGUGGCAUCUUCUUCUUGCCGGCUGCUUGUCCUUUUUACUCACCGCCUAAUGCCCGUCGUCUUGAAACUUGGCAUAACACCACUUCCCUUUAGCCAAUCUAAGCACCAGAGAAGCCUCUGUCUUUAUUUACUUGACGCAGCCUCCUGCCUGUGAAAUUUCUUUGAUUCAGAGAAAGUCAUUGAUGUCUUUGCUCAGAUGCAUACUAAAGUGAAGGAGGGAGGGAGGGAGAGGGGAAGGAAGACAGGAAGAAAUGUUUCCUCCUUUGGCUCCUAUUACCCUCAGCUUAAAGGUCAAAUGCCAGAGAAUUCUACUUAAAGCCAAGAGAGCAUCACUUGUAGCCCCAGCCCAACCCUGACAUCCUCACCCUGCAGGUAAAUUGGAUGCUCUCUUCCUAGGGGCUCCGAUCUAGCUCCCUCUGGCCUUUGCACAUGCGGUUUCUCCUCCCUGGAAUAUUAUUCUUUCCCCUUUUUGGCCUGGAAAUAUCUGUCUUAUGAACUCCCCUGAGAUAUUAUCUCCUUUGAGAAACCAGCAAUCUAGUUCUAGGAUUGAUGUUCCUUCUCUGAAUUCCCACGGACCCUUAAACACCAACCUCCUGUGGUUAUAGCAAUGAUGACAUAGACUUUGGAUUUGUCCCAUUACAUGUCUGACUCGCUAAUUACACUCUAAGCGUGGGCAGAACAGGACCUGUCUUGCUCCCCAGGUAUCCCCUUCACCCAGCAGAGUUCCUGACACAGAGCAGUGUCAGCCAUCCACUGCUGUCUAAUGAAGCAACUCAAAACAUAGCUUAUAACAUUAUUUGCUCCUAAUCCUAUGGGGUGGCCUUUGGGCAGAGCUCCAUCUGCUAGGAUGACCAGCCACUGCUUGAUGUGGUACUGGUUGGGUUCACACAAACAUCUGUGGUCAGGGAGCAUGUUGGUUGGGGGCUGGCUGAUCUUGGAUGCCUUUGUGCAGGUAUCUGGCUUUUGGCUGGGGUGUCUCAGUUCCACUUCACAUAGCCUUUCCCCACAGCUAGUCCAGGCUUCCUCAUUAGACCUCAAGAGCUCAAAGAGGGAGAGAAUGGAAUCUGCAAGAUCCUUUGUGGACGUGCUUGGAAGUCACGCAGUGUCACCACCAUUGCACUUUGUUGGCCAAAGCAAGCCACAAAGCUAGCUCAGAAUCAAGAAGGAAAACAGACUCUCCCUUUUGGUGAGAGAAGCUGCAAAGAAUCUGUGGCCAUUUUCAAUCCCCCAAGGGGAGGUACUCACUGGUUUUUGAGUAAAGGACCAAGAAGCUCCCUAGUUACUGGAAGGCUUCAGCUACCCAGAUUAAAUCACUACGACCAACCACUGGGUAGAAAUAGAACAUUUAGUUGUGGAUAAAGCCCCGUGCCUAAUGAAAACUUCAAAGUCAGAAAAUCCUAAAAUAAUAGUGUUACAUGGAGCCAUGGAGAGCACGGUUUUUAUUCUUUUCACUUUGCUGAGGAGGAAACAGGUGUGGAAAGGUCAAGUGGCACACCCAAACCCAUGAGGCUUGUUGGGGCCAGAGCCUCGGCCAGACAUCAGGCCCCUGCCCUGCAAUCUUAUGUCCUUUACAGUCUCGCCUCCUGCAGUGGAGGGCAGUGCAGUGAAAAUAGGCCUCUGGCUUUGGGUUAUUCAUACAAUGCAGUUGUGCAAUGUACCUGUGACGGCAAAAUGUGUAUAUUUUAACUCAGGCGUUGGGUUGUUUAAUCGCAUCACUAAAAAAAUAAAUAUUUUGUAUGAUAUUUUGACAGUGGAACUGCUUUAAAAUUCAGAAACUCCAUUCCUAACUGCAAUAUCAAGAAUUAUUCUAAAUGAACAGUAAGCGUAUUUUCUAAGAGCUUUUAUUUCCUACAUAUGCGUGUCUGUGUGUAUCAGUAUAUUGCGUGUGAGAGUUCACUCAUGGAGAGUUCAAAGAAAUGGCUUUCUUUGUUCCUAGGGAAAACACUUUUGAUUUUUCAGGGUUUCUGUAAUGUGUCUGUGUAUUCGUGAUAGAGAUGGAAGUCGUUUUUUGUGAAUUCAUUAGCAUAGUAUGUGCUGUCAGUGCAAAUUUGAAAGCCAUGUUGGUUGAUUCAGCUGUAGAGAGAAAAAUGCAGCUGCCUUUGGGGUUCAUUCUGUGAUCUGAUGUUUUCUUAUUAAUCUCUGUUAAAUAAUUGUAUAAACUGAUAAAUUUAGUUGACAAAUGGGUGGGCAACAUGAAGAAGAUAUCCAUGUUUGAGUAGAUUAGAUGCGAUCAGCUUCACACUACCUUAUAAAAGGUGAAUGCAUUGGAGUGGUAGGAAUUAAUAAUUUACAAAUCAUUGCUUUUAGUCCAGAAUAGAGUCUCAUAUUUCCAAAUACUCAUUCCUUUCAAAUAUGUUGUGAAAAAUCACCUGAUUUCAUUAUAUUAACUAUUAUAUUAACAUAUAUUCACUAUUCUCUCCUGUUGAAUAUUAAUCCUGUGUCAUUUUGAUUAUAAAUGAUCAGAAUAACUCUAGAACAUUUCAGUUUUGCUAAUUGGUUAGAUUCUAUUGGUGUCACUGCCCAUGGUUUUACUCAUUUAAGGCAGAAUUCCAGUGGUAAUAUGUUUUCCCUCCGUCCAAUACCAAAAGCAUAAAUCCACAGUGUACCAAAAUAAAGUUCAUAAUCAAAGUUAGUAUAUGGUAUUGUCAAAUGCAUUAAUAUAUGCACUUAAUAUAUAUGUUUAUUUUUAAAUUAGGUAGAAAUUUAUUUUCUCCCUUUCCUACAAAUUAUAGCAAAAUACUUAAAAUUAUAAUAUGAAAAUAGACAGUCUAGCAUGAAAUAAAUGUUAAAAUUUUUAAACACUGACUUUAGGGUUUCAGCUUUUCCUGUCUUUUAGAACAAAUUAGCCAUUUUUUAAUCCUAAAAAAGGGCUGCAUUAUAAAGCUGAUCUACAAUGCACCUAUCAGAGAAAACACAUGGGACUCAUAUCCAACUCUCUAAUGUAGCCAGAAGUGCCAUUUGUAAAACUACUUAAUGAUGGAUGUUUUCUGAAGCCCUUUUGCCUGGAGGGAAAAAAAAAGUGCAUUAAAAGCUUUUUCUGUACUGUA
This is a messenger RNA of Vicugna pacos (alpaca), 6562 nucleotides long. It is a transcript of the gene DEPTOR, whose product is annotated as DEP domain containing MTOR interacting protein. Gene Ontology annotation, biological process: positive regulation of GTPase activity; G protein-coupled receptor signaling pathway; intracellular signal transduction. Gene Ontology annotation, molecular function: protein binding; guanyl-nucleotide exchange factor activity; GTPase activator activity. Lineage: Eukaryota; Metazoa; Chordata; Mammalia; Artiodactyla; Camelidae. The record is from RefSeq and is a predicted model, not a curated record. Gene Ontology annotation, cellular component: plasma membrane.